GCUGAGGAGUUUGGGAAGAUUCUUUGGAACCUAAACCUAAACGAAAUUGAGUCAAAAGUAAUUCUUUUGAGAAAGUCAAAAAAUCCAUCACACAUUAAAUUAAUUGAAGGCUUGUCACAAAUAAUUUUUGCAUUGGAUACCUUUCUGGAUACUUCUUCGCAAGAUUCCGAAAGUGACGACUUCUGCAUUAUAGUUUAUGAGACCGUACAUCUAAGCAAUGGUGAAAUUCUGCGAACUUCAGGGGAUUUCCAGGGCAAAGAGUGGUUUAGUAAUGUUUCAAUUACUCCUGCAAAAGACCAGAAUAAAUCAGUUGAUG
Molecule: messenger RNA, 316 nt
Organism: Racocetra fulgida
Lineage: Eukaryota; Fungi; Glomeromycota; Glomeromycetes; Diversisporales; Gigasporaceae
Source: the annotation of a GenBank genome assembly